AGGAUGGAAUCAAAGAUCGGGAGAAAACGAAGAACAGUUUAGGGUUUGAUUCGUUAUAUAACACUUGUGCUCUUCAAUCGUAGAAGAUCCAUCUGUGCUAGUGAUCCGUUUCCAUCGCUUUUAGUUGCAGUAUCAUUUCACCUCAGGUACUUUCAUUUGAGAUAAAACAUAAAGAGUUAAAAUGCUAGGAAUUUCAUACGGAGAGCUAUUCCUCUUACUAGGAGCUACAGCUGCUCUUAUUGGUCCAAAAGAUCUACCUUUGAUUGCACGGACUGCAGGUAGGCUGGCAGGCCGAGCAAUAGGAUAUGUUCAGUUGGCUCGUGGCCAAUUUGACAAUAUUAUGCAACAGACACAAGCUCGACAGGUGCAUAAAGAACUACAAGACACACUUGCUCAAUUGGAAGCCAUACGCCAUGAAAUCCGAGCAGUGUCUUUCCUUAAUCCUGGUCCUCUGACUCGUAGGCUAGUUGACAACGUAAGCCAAACAUCUCCUGAUGAGAUUUCUAGUGAGCUCGGAUCUUCCGACAAUAAGAACAUAUUAACUAGUUUGGACGCCAAGAGCUAUAACUCAGUAGCCGCCUCAGAUUUAUCUAAUAUGCACACCCAAGCAACAUCAUAUGCAAGAUUGGCACAAUCGACAACUGCUUUGAACUCUGAAUCUAAGAAAGAUAGUGAAGUCAUUAAUGAACUAACCGAUGAAUCUGGACUCUUUGUUGUUCUUCCUGUAUCUGCUGAAAGCACUGGAAUGCUUCCAGAACGCAAAGUUGACCUUACAGGAUCAGAUGUAGUUUUGGAAGCAAUAUUGGAGGCAAACGUGGCUUGUAAUGCUAAGCAGUUUUUUGCAGAGCAUCAAAAAACCAAUUAAAAUGAAUUGUUAUUUAUGUGACAGAAGAGAGAAAUAAUUCUGAUAAAUUUUAUAAGGAUAGUAAAUUUAUGUUCAUCUAAUAGUAAAUAGUAGUUAUUUUAUUUUGGUUUGA
Impatiens glandulifera is the source of this 977-nucleotide messenger RNA. Its product is annotated as sec-independent protein translocase protein TatB. The record is from RefSeq and is a predicted model, not a curated record. The coding region runs from base 182 to 865 and encodes 227 amino acids. The transcript is spliced from 7 exons. NCBI's taxonomy places the organism in Eukaryota, Viridiplantae, Streptophyta, Magnoliopsida, Ericales, Balsaminaceae.